Messenger RNA from Diorhabda carinulata, 5870 nucleotides. It is a transcript of the gene Trim9, whose product is annotated as E3 ubiquitin-protein ligase TRIM9. The coding region runs from base 107 to 2140 and encodes 677 amino acids. The transcript is spliced from 8 exons. Gene Ontology annotation, molecular function: zinc ion binding; protein binding. NCBI's taxonomy places the organism in Eukaryota, Metazoa, Arthropoda, Insecta, Coleoptera, Chrysomelidae. The record is from RefSeq and is a predicted model, not a curated record.
AUGCUUGAACUUCUAUCACAGUUGUAAAGUCGUUGAAUUGCAGCGUGCGCGUGUAGUAGACAGCAGUUGACCGUAGUGUGGAGUGUUUAUGAAAAGUUGAGAUACGAUGGAAGAAGAACUAUGUUGUCCGGCUUGUAAACAAUUUUACAGUAACCCAGUGUUACUACCGUGUCAUCAUUCUUUAUGUUUACUUUGCGCUAUACAUUUACAACAACCGGCCAACAAUCACAACACAACAUCGACCUUAAAUUCCGUACCAGAAAACGCUGAAAGUGUUACUUCUGGAAGUUCUGGAGACUAUCAGGAAAGCGACAAACUCUCGAUAUUAAGCGAAACAGAUAGUGGGGUAAUAUGUGCAUCUCGGCCUAACAGUUUUAUCGAAAAUAAUUUAACAGUAUCAAGUACUCUUAGUGUCACUUGUCCAGUGUGUCAUAAACUUGUUUAUUUUGAUGAAAAUGGUGUCCACAAUCUUCCUAAAUACCGAAUCAUGCAUAACAUUGUCGAAAAAUAUAGCGAACUCAAAAACUUAGCAUUAAAAUGUCAAAUGUGUGAAACCGAGCCGGCUAACGAUGCUACUGUUAUGUGUGAGCAAUGCGAAGUAAGGUAUUGCACUUCUUGUCGCGAAUCUUGCCAUCCUUCUAGGGGACCUCUAGCAAAACACGUUUUAUCGGACCCCAAGAAAGGUUUAAGCAAUUCUACUAAAGGUAAAACGGGAAAUUGUCCCGAACAUGUCGAAGAAACUCUUAAUAUGUUCUGUUCCGUGUGUAAGAUUUGUGUUUGUGCUCUCUGUUUACUAGACAGUAGGCACAUGUCUCACGAUGUACAACCAGCGACCGUCAUCUGUAAAAUACAAAAGACCGAUUUGUCUCACAACUUACAACAGUUAUCAGAGCGAGCUCGUGCGACUACUGAAUUUAUUCAGCAAUUGAAAGGACUUAACGAGGAGAUAGAGCACAACUGUGAUGAUUUCGAAAAUAUCAUAUCGGGACAAUGUCAAAUAUUAAUAGAAGCAAUUCACGAAAGGCGGAACAACUUGAUCGAAUUCAUCCGACAAGAGAAAGAAAUGAGGAAAGGAGUUUUGAAAGAUCAAGCGGCCACAUGUACUCAAAGGUUGCAACAUACUACGGCGUUGCUGCAAUUUUGUAUUGAGGCUUUGAAAGAAACGGAUAGUUCGUCGUUUUUACAGGUUGGUUCGAUGUUAAUCAAUCGAGUCAUGGAUACUGAUCAUUCAUGGCAAAAAGAAUGGUCAGUUCCACAAGUAUCACCGCAAUUUGAACUCACGCUAGAUGACGCGCCUGUUCUUACUGCCAUUAAACAACUGAAUUUCAUUCAGACCAAGCCUCCAGUGGCUCCUAUCAUUAUCCCAGAAGAAUGUAAUGCUGAAAAUAAUUCUGUUACAGUAGCUUGGCAACCUCCUAAUCUGAGUCACGUUGAAGGUUAUGUUUUGGAAUUGGAUGAUGGAAAUGGAGGGGACUUUAGAGAGGUUUAUUGCGGAAAUGAGACUAUAUGUACUGUGGAUGGAUUGCACUUCCGAAGUUUAUACAACGCAAGAGUUAAAGCUUUUAACAGUACCGGAGAAGGAGAAUACAGUGAACUCAUUGGGCUGCAAACUGCUGAUGUGGCAUGGUUUACAUUUGACCCCGUUCUCUCGGGUCCCGGCUUACAAUAUUCAGAAAACAAUACUAGAGUAACAGGAGAAGGCUGGGAGCACCGAAUCGCAUUAGGAAGCGUUGGAUUUAGUAGAGGACUGCACUAUUGGGAAUUUACUAUAGAAAAAUAUGAUACGGACACAGAUCCUUCUUUUGGCGUAGCAAGAAUCGACGUUACAAGGGAUAAGAUGCUAGGUAAAGAUGAUAAAGGAUGGGCUAUGUAUAUCGACAAUCAACGAUCUUGGUUUCAACAUGCGGGGGCACACGAACAAAGAGUAGAAGGAGGAAUACAAAUAGGUUCAACUGUUGGAGUUCUCCUUGAUCUGGAACAACAUACUUUAUCAUUCUACGUAAACGAAGAGCCACAAGGCAACAUUGCAUUCAGAGACUUAUACGGAGUAUUUUAUCCUGCAGUUAGCAUUAAUAGAGGUGUCAGCAUCACAGUACACACUUCAUUAGAGCCGCCUUCUGACUUAGAUGAAACACAAUAAGACUGAAUAGGCAUAUUUAAAUUUUACAUUGUGAGAAGAAUAGGGGGUUGGCCUAUUUGUAAAUGGUUGUUUUAAUAUAUUUUUUAUUAAUAUAUUUAAAUUAUACAUUUUUCUAUUAUAUGUGUGAAAUUUACAUCAAAUUUAAAAGUGGAAUAUUUUGAUCACUAUGAUAAAUAUAUUUAGCCAUCAACUAAAAAUGUAAUUUCGUACUAAUGCUGAAUUCUGAGUUUGAGCGUCACUUAUGGUCUCGUGCAUGUUACAAAUGUAACACAGCGUAAAUCAUUAAAACGCUAGAAAGAAAAAACUAUAUCAAGUAAUAAGUCCUGAUAGUAUCAAUAUAUUUACCAUUUGUUCAUUGUUUACUGUAUACAUGUAAUUUCAAAAAGCAUAAAUUAUUAUCAAUAAAGCAUAUUACUAAUAACAAUAUGUCAUUGAAUUUGAAAUUAGUGGAAAGCAAUUAAUUCACCUAGACGCAAUCUCAUAAAUCAAGCGAAAAAGAAUUUUAGCUGCUCUUUUUAUUUAACGAAGUAUAUUACAGAAAACAGACAAAACAAGUUUUCUUCAAAUUACGACAUGAGCAUGAUUUAUUUGAGACUAUAUUUUCUACUCUAUAAGUUCAUAUCAAGAUAAACUCAAAGAUUCAGAAUAUCAGUAAUUGGAUUUGAAAAUUGCUGAGUUUAGUAGGUUUCUGUAAAAAAAGCUAAACUAUGUUUAGUUUUGAGGAUUAAGGCUCUUUACACUUGAUACUACACCUACUUCAGAUGGCGUGCUGGCCUAAUUGUUAUUACAGUGGCUCGAAGGACAAUGUAUAAUUCUGCUAUAUGGACAGUUUAAACAGGAAGAAAUGUCCCAGUAAUCAGGUGCCGACACUAUACUAUUUUUUCUCUCGUACCAAAUAACUCGUGCAGAUUACUCCUUAGUUGGAACAGCUUUCUCUUAUAGAAACUGUCAAUAUAGAAGUAUUACAUAUGUGGUGGUAGAUAGGUUGCCAUAUUCAGUACCAGCUUAGGCGCCAAAUUCAAAUAGCGAGUUAAAUACAUUUGAAAUCAGAAGUGUAUAAAACCUACACCGAAAUAACUCAGAGUAGUUUUAACAAUAAAUAAGCCAAUUCUCGAGAGCUCAAAAGGUUUAAUUUUCUAACGUUCAUUUAAAAACGUGUGCCACAUCAAGCAGUCUUUGGCACAUGAAUUGUUUCAUCAGAAAAUUUUCUUAUUCAGUGAAUUUCGAGUAGUCUGAUAAAAUAAAAUAAUGAAAUGAUAAUUCGUGUGAAAACUAAUGAAUCAAAAUUUUUAUUUUUAUAAAAGUAAAUCACAAAUACAAUACUAAAAUAAUUGUAUGAAAAAUCAAAAGUAGUAUAAAGGUAAAUAAUUUAUUUUUAAAAUAAAAUCUAGAAGUAAAACUAAUAUUUUCUUUUUCAAUUAAUAAGUCACUAAAAUAAAUCACCUGUAUCAUCACUAGUUUGUAUUGAAAAUAUAGUAGGACGAGCGUUACUUUUCAAUUUUUUCUUAUUAUCUACUCUGACUUUCUCCCUUUGAUCACUAUAAAAAACAAGUCAUCAUAUUUUCAGGAGUCCAAUUAGGGUCUUUUCCACCAAGUUGAACACAAUUUAUUCUCCACAAACUAAUUCCAUUCUUAUUUUUACCUCCAGGAGCAUAACACUUUGACAUUUUUAACAAAUAUUUUAUGCUGACAGUAAAAUAUCAAUUUUUUACUCAAUCAAAUUUAUUUUCACACAAACACACACUUAUGAUCACAACACUGAUAGCCGAACCUACGUCUGUGUAAAUUAGGGUACUGAAUAUGGCGGAACCAAUCAAAAAGCGUCACACUGUCCUUCGACCCACUGUAUUUAUUAUGUGACCGUAUUUGAUGGUUGAAUGCAGCAUCGAGUAUAUCUCCCUUUUUUAACCAGAAUAUCAAAUAUCUUAAGAAGAUUGCCCUAGUACAAAGAGUUUUUUUCACAUUAUGCAUCUUGCAAUCACCUACUAGCUGCCUUUCUGUUUACGAAAAAUAAAUAAAUAAAAAUAGCCAGAUCGUUAGAUUUACUUCAUAAGACGAAGAAGUUCAUUACAUAAGUACUGCACUCAAUUAGCCGAUCUGAAUAACAUUUUGUUGGUUGUUGAUGCAAAAGGAAAUACAUGUUUCUCCAGAAUUACAACUUCAGUGCGGUAUCUUGCAAGAAUCAGUUGAGUUCCAUCUGCUCAUGCUUUGAAUCAAGAUAUGUUAUAUUUUGUAUUGCAUGUUGUGUUUCUCCAUGUCAAGGGGUCUUAAUCAACGGAGUUACCCUCUAUUUAACUUGAAUAUAUUAUAGUCUGUCCUAAAAGAAGCAUUUUAAGAAACCCAAUUCAUAUAACUGUAAAUCGCUAAAAAAAUUGUUUUUAUAUUCUGAACCAUGACAUAAAAUACUAAUCAAAAUUAAAUUAUAUAGUUUUCUGGAUCAUUUUCAAAUUCAAAUUCCAAUUCGUCUUAACAAAACUGUUUUUAUAUUUUAAUAAAAUAAUAAAUCAAAAAAGGUAAGAGAUAAUAAAAAUAAUAUGUAUACAUUUAUGGGACCAUUAAUCAAAAUUGAUGAUGAAAACCAGAUCUAUCAGCAAUCUGGAGAAUUGCUAAGUUAAAUUCAAAUCCCACCUCCUAUACUCUGCUUCCAAACUUCCUCUUCUUCUCAUGCCGUCUUCUUAUCUAAGGCGACCACGUGUUUAAAUGUGUCUCUGUUCCUCGCAACAGAAAACAAUUCUCCGACGCUGAGAUUUGUCCAUUCUCUUAUGUUACAGAACCAGGAUUUUUUCUUCCUGUAAAUGCCUUUUGUUCCCUCUACUCUGUCCUGCAUUAUGUUUUGUAGCAGUAGGUAUUUGUCGUUGCGAAAGAUGUGUCAUAUGUAAGAUGUUUUUCUUAUCUUAAUAAUUGUCAACAGCUUCUUCUUCUCCGUUUACAAACUGGAAAGGAUUUAUUUAUCAAUUCGGUAGUUUCCUUACAUAAUAAAAAUUCAUUGUCGAUUUUGUUAUAUCGUGUUUAUUAAUUCUAUUAUUCAGUUUGUGGCUCUAUAGUCGUAUACUCCUCCUAUUAUAAAACAGUUUAUUUCAAUUCCAAAAGCAGAGUACAGCAUUGAAUUUAUUAAUUUUCAUAAUUAUAUAAAUCUUCUGAAUUUGCACGAAAUGCACCAUCUAUAUGGUAUCUAUAUGUAAUAAAAUAAAUGGAAAAUAAAGGAUUUGUUCAAAUUGCAUUGGAUAUAAAAUAAAAUUUAUAGAAAACUGCCAUAGCUACAUGUAACAAUGUACGAGUUGUAGAUUAGGAUAGGAUGUUUGCCUAUAAUCAACUUCUAUUUGUAAUAAUGUAAACCCUAUGUGGUAAAAUUAUACUAACAGCUAAUUAAAUAACUGAUUGUUACACUAAAUUCUAUUAAUCAAUCUUUACAUUCACAUGAAUUAUUUUCUACUACUUCUCACAAAAUCAUCGUUGUCAUGUGAAAAAUACGAUCUUGAAUUAUAUGUGUGUCAAUCUAAUUCCUAUUGAUUUAUAUAAAAUUCAAAAUGUGAUUUGAUUCGAUUCCACUAUCAACUGCCUUACACCCCUAUUCUGCUCGUAUUUUAGACUUUUUAACACAUGGUUCUACAUGUUAACUUAUACACUUUACUUAAUAGGUUGGAAGAUUUGUUAUAAAUAUCUUAUAUUUGAAUUAUAUCUUAUAUCAACAUUAUUACAUUGAUUAAACUUAUUUAUCAGUAUACUCAAA